Protopolystoma xenopodis is the source of this 249-nucleotide messenger RNA. The record is from the annotation of a GenBank genome assembly. Lineage: Eukaryota; Metazoa; Platyhelminthes; Monogenea; Polystomatidea; Polystomatidae.
AUGUUGGCAGUGGUGCUGGUAUUGCUGCUGGCUGCCUGGAUUAUGGUUAUGGUUGUGGCUGUGAUUGUGGUUGUGGUUGUGGUUGUGGAUGUGGUUCGGCGUGCAAACUAUCCACGCUUAUGUGGGCUCGCCGCUGCGGAGGCGAGCAAAAGGAAGUCGGCCUGCAAUAGACUCAUCGGGCGCCCUCCGACUCGGCUCUCCGCCUUGCACGAUCUGGCGUCGGGGCAUACACCUUUGGCUGGUCGGUGA